ACCCAGUCCCUUAGGUCCUCCGGCAAGUUUAGGCGAUAUCACCGAAUACGUAUCCUUCAUUGUUGUGUAUUUUACGUUCCAUACAGUUGUAUUGACACACACACAACAUAGAGUUUAUCUUUUUCUUUUCAAUAUAGAGAGAAAAAGAUAAACUCUGAAUUAAUGCAGCCAGUUCAGCUAAAACGAACAGACCCCGUUAUUGCAAUUAUACGAGUGACGACUUUCAGAGGGCACGAUAAACGUUAGUCAACCGAAAUAUAUGGGAACUUGAAAUGGUAGUGGGCUAGUAUCAUUCUCAUCCGGGUUUCGGUUGACAUCUCUGUUCGCUCUUUUCUAUGGUUCUUUUUCGUCAAGCAACACUGAAGACAACCAACAGGCUGCGCUCGUGAUUAUGCACAUUUGAGGCUUGUCAAACGGUAAAACUUCGAGAGGAAUUGUCAUUCGGUUCGUCACGACGAAAAGGAAAUUCUCUUGUUAAAAACGAAUCAUCAGUGUAGAAUUCAAUUGACACAUCAAGAUGGACAGGCUAUUACGGUUAGGCGGUGGAAUGCCGGGUUUAAAUCAAGGACCACCACCCUCCGAUGCACCUGUCGUUGACACAGCUGAACAGGUAUACAUAUCGUCCUUGGCCCUCUUGAAAAUGCUCAAGCAUGGUCGUGCUGGAGUACCAAUGGAAGUGAUGGGUUUGAUGCUGGGAGAAUUUGUUGAUGAUUAUACUGUUCGCGUUAUUGAUGUCUUUGCUAUGCCUCAAACAGGAACAGGUGUCAGUGUAGAGGCGGUAGAUCCAGUGUUUCAAGCAAAGAUGUUGGACAUGUUGAAGCAGACCGGUCGACCAGAAAUGGUAGUGGGCUGGUAUCAUUCUCAUCCAGGUUUCGGUUGCUGGUUGUCCGGAGUGGAUAUUAACACUCAACAAUCUUUUGAGGCUCUUAGCGAAAGAGCUGUAGCUGUUGUCAUUGAUCCUAUACAAUCGGUAAAAGGAAAAGUUGUCAUUGAUGCAUUUAGAUUAAUCAAUCCAAACAUGAUGGUCUUGGGACAAGAACCAAGGCAAACAACGUCGAAUUUAGGCCAUCUACAGAAACCAUCGGUUCAAGCGCUGAUACAUGGAUUAAAUCGGCAUUACUACAGUAUUAGUAUUAAUUAUCGUAAAAACGAGUUGGAACAGAAAAUGCUGUUGAAUUUACAUAAAAAGACAUGGAUGGAUGGUCUGACUCUUGCCGAAUAUUCAGAACAUAGUCGACUCAAUGAGAAUAUCGUUUCCGAAAUGCUUGAACUUGCAAAGAAUUACAACAAGGCCUUGGAGGAGGAAGAAAAGAUGACACCUGAACAAUUAGCAAUAAAGAAUGUGGGCAAGCAAGAUCCGAAACGACAUCUUGAGGAAAAAGUGGAUACACUAAUGGCUACAAAUAUUGUCCAAUGUUUGGGAGCUAUGCUUGACACAGUUGUAUUUAAAUAAUUAUUUCUCGAUAUACCACUCGCAAUAUGAUAUUUAAAGGAAAUAUACAUCUCUCUUUUUAAAAUAAAA
This is a messenger RNA of Cataglyphis hispanica, 1522 nucleotides long. It is a transcript of the gene Rpn11, whose product is annotated as 26S proteasome non-ATPase regulatory subunit 14. Gene Ontology annotation, biological process: protein deubiquitination; proteasome-mediated ubiquitin-dependent protein catabolic process. The transcript is spliced from 7 exons. Gene Ontology annotation, molecular function: protein binding; proteasome binding; metallopeptidase activity. Gene Ontology annotation, cellular component: proteasome regulatory particle, lid subcomplex. The coding region runs from base 518 to 1453 and encodes 311 amino acids. The record is from RefSeq and is a predicted model, not a curated record. NCBI's taxonomy places the organism in Eukaryota, Metazoa, Arthropoda, Insecta, Hymenoptera, Formicidae.